Diaporthe batatas is the source of this 3712-nucleotide messenger RNA. RefSeq lists its product as uncharacterized. The transcript has 4 exons. NCBI's taxonomy places the organism in Eukaryota, Fungi, Ascomycota, Sordariomycetes, Diaporthales, Diaporthaceae. The coding region runs from base 202 to 1827 and encodes 541 amino acids. The record is from RefSeq and is a predicted model, not a curated record.
GGCAGGCUUACUCGUCUCGUCUGUACUCCGUACCCCUGAUGAGUGGACAUUUGCAGACGCCUGCCUGCUAGAACAGGACAAGGCCAGACAAGAGGCCUGCAUCCAGUAACCUGCACGCACGUCCAGUGCUCCCCUCUCGGUAGUCGCAGCGACAGCCUCACCGUCACCGAGGCCCUUGCAUCCGCAGCCCUCGAUGCGAUCAUGGCUGAUGCAGAUUUGAUCAGCUUGCUGCGGAGAUACGAGGUACCCGUCGACCAGUCCUCCCUCGACGCCGUCUUUCGAGACGAGGAGCAGGGGAGACUGUUGUCCGAGUGGGCCAAGUCGCACCUCGUAACAGACACGCUUCUCACGCAGAACGAGCUGAACUCAUACCUGGCUCUCCAACGAAGUGGCAAGGCCGAGAGCCUGGCAGCGUCUGCAGAUCUGUCAAGAGUACAGCCUUCGAAUGACCAGGAGCUUUUGGACGCUAUUGGGGAGCUCAACCGCUCUACCGAUGCCAUCAACAAGCAGACUGAGACUCUGCGUCAGCAACAGAACGCCGUCUCGCGGCUCAUCGCAGCCAGCGGAAAGAAUGGCGACGCUCGCUCUGAUCUCGAGGCCAAGCGACUUUACGAAUGGGAGUCAACCCGCAAGGCCCUGCAGACAAAUGUAGAGCUCCUGUCACAAGGCAUCGACUGCCGCAUCUCCGAGCUAUGUCAGGGAAUCGAGGAUUCAGCCAAAGACCUGGCCAAUGUUGUUGACGAUGUCUUCAACUCCGACGACAAACUUUUGUCUAGUCUCCAAAAGCUUGGUUUGGAGCUCGACAUGGAGGAUCGCGGGGAGGCGGAAACUGUCAGCCAGCUCCGGGAGAUUUGUGCCAGACUGAUCAAGUACAACGUGGAGUGCACCCGUACGCAAUUGGACCGAUCGUACCUCGAAAGCCUUCAGUCCAGCUCAGCGUCAGGAUCAGGAUCAGGAUCUGAAACGCGGGCUUCAAAAGAAGAGAUUUCAGCUCUACAAGAAGAAUUAGAGUCAUUGUACUCGGAGAUUCUGCCGGUGGCGCAGAUGUCUGUCGAACAGCAGUGGUUGGAGCCUUCUCUGAGAUCACUGUCCACAAAUACUAGCCAAGGGCUUAGUCACGCCGCUGUGUCCAUUCACUAUAUUCUCGACUGCUUGGACCACCUUCAGGAUCGAAUUGAUCGGGUGUCCGAGCGUGUGGCAUUAUUCAAAGCGCACGAAAGCGCUACAUGUGCCAUGAUUUCAACUGCGAAGGUUGAGUUGUCAACCACGGUCGCUUCAAACACCGCCAAAGAUCAUGCCAAUGUUCCCCACUUGUCAUCGCCGGCCCGACGGUUCCAACCUGCAGACGACAUGAUGACACCUGCGCCUCGCCGUGCAAGGACAAACACACAAUCGCGAAGGCGUUCCUCUGGUGGCGCAUCCAACCAGUCGCCAUUAGAACACCUUCUGGGGGAGUUGGGGAUUUCUCUGCCGGCAGAAGAUGACCAUCCGAGCGCCACGGCUUCACUUCUAUCACGGACGCUCGCAGAGCGUAGGCAGAAUGCGGCUGACGUCGCUGACAGUGUCCAAUCUACUUUCGAGCACGCAGCUACAGCCCACCUCUCGGACGCACGCUGCGCGAUCCAGCUGAUCAGGGAUUCGGUUCUGGCGGAAAAUCCCAACGGCCUGGUGGAUCCGGGGAUCGAGUCGUCCAUUGUGAUCCUGGCACAGGAAGUCCAUCGUAUUGCAAGCAGGCUUGAUGGCGUAGAGACCGAGGCUGCGGUAUUAGCAAGGGGUCGUAAUGUUAAAAGGGACGAGAUCGUCUCGCGGUGGGCCCGUCGUAGCUGAGAAACGUCGCUGCCGUCGUCACGGACCAUGCUAGCAACCUAUGGAUCCCAGAGUUGGCACAGUCCGACAAGGCCUUUAAGCACGCAAUCUUGUGACCAACGAACAAGCAUGUAUGUAUGCAGAUAUGAGCUCUUGACGAUGCUUAUGAUAAGUAUGUCUCGGGACGUUGCCUGUCGGCUGUGUGUGACCCUCCUUGCCGUGUCUGCCCGCGGCAUGCGGUGUCUUGGAACACCGUAGGAUCUUCGGACAAUCCUUCGCUGUCAUCGUCCUUGUCAUCGCCUGCAAUAUCUGCCGUGCUCCAUUGCGGAACGGGUGCUGCGUCCCUUCCCCGCCCCCGGGGGCUCAUGGCGGCACCCUGACUAUACGUCCCCAAAGGUGGGCGACGAGAUAUCAUCUGUAGGUUACGUAUGAUGAGAUGCGUCGUCAAGUUGUUCUCAUGUGUAUGGUUUUUUCAUGCUUGGCACUGUGCUUGCCGGCGGUGUCUUUGGGUUUUGCCUCGCCUUUGCGACUCGCCUCCCCCCUCCUCACGUGGUCCAACCACGGGCGUGCUGUUUGCUGUUUCUCCGUCCUCGCCCUUAUUCGAGACAGAUCACGCACACCAGGGUCAUACAAGGUCAGGUCAACUCAACGUUGUUCACGUCCACAUGGGCGACCCGAGACAAGCCUCUAUCUAGGGUGCUACAACGCGGCUUGGCUUCUGUCAGUAUCGCUAGGAAGCGAAAUGAAUAUUUUUGACAUCGGUGAGCGUGACCGGUCGUGUUUUGAGGCAGCUAAUUGUUCCUCGUCUAUCCAUGUUACCCUCUGCACCGGUGGUAAGCUGCAACGGGCGCCGUGGGUGCGGCAGGAACAUCUGAAGUCUUUGGCCCGAAGGGAAUGAAUGGGUAUCAUGCGGCUAGAUUGCAUGGAAUCACUGAGCACAUGCAACUUUCUCAUACCAAAGUCGAAUCUAUCAGCAAACCCCGCAAAGAACCACUACUCCGACCCGCAGUCUUCCCACGAAGCAACAACUGUGCCCCCCCCCCCUCCUCCUCCUCACACUCACCCCUGCCCGCCCUUGGGCGUCGGCCUCUCGCCCAGGUAGGGCGGCGGCACCUCCCCGACGCCGCCGACCAUCAGCUCCUCGCGCUCCUCGACCUGCUGGUAGUCGGGCAGGGCGUUGUCCGGGUUGGCGUUGUGCCAGGUGCCAAGGGGGUCCUCGACGGGCUGGCCCAGCUCCUCGGCCAGCUGGGCGAAGCGCGCCGAGUACUCGCGCAGCACGUCCUCGCCCUCGCGCAGCCACUCGGUCAGCUGGUCGCGGCGCUGGCGCACCUCCUCGCGCGUCGAGGCCGACACGGUGCUGAACCCGCCCGUGUAGGGCGGCAGGUCCGAGGCCGAGUAGCCCGGGAGCUCGGCUUCCUGGUCGCCAGUGGGAGGUGGUGGCGGCGGCGGCGGCGGGAGGUGCUGUGAGGCUGCUGCUGCUGCUGCUGCUGCUGACGACGACGAUGCUAGCGAGGAGGAUGACUGUGGAGGUUGCUGCUGCGGCCCUGGCGGGGGAGGGAUGGGCCGUGGCUCGAUGUACCGAUCCUGGUCCGAGUGCACGGUGGGCGGCUGGACGGUGCUUGUUGUUGUUGGCGGUGGUGGUGUUCUUGUCUGGCCGGAGGGUCCUGCCCUGGGUGCCCCAGGGAGGCUGUUUGUGUGGCCAUAUCGGAGGAGCCACAGGCUGUGUUCGCGCAGCGAGGUCCUGAGCAGUUCCAGUUCUGCAGCGAGCGAGGGGAUCAGGCGUUUCAGGUCGUUGUAUGCCGACUGCGACUCCGAGUUCGAGGAAGAACCCUCUGCUGGCGGUGUCCCACUUGGAUCGUUGGAGGCCAUGUUUGAUCUAUCAGCGUUCUCCAGGCGUGUGAUGUGG